UGGGGCGGGACGGAGGCAGCAGCGGUUCCUCGGAGCCUGACAGCGGCCGGCGGCUUUGGAGGAGCAGCUUCGGGAAAGGGCUUUCCCCCCCAGCCCAGGCUGCGGGCUCAGAGAAAAUGACUGCAAUCAAGCAUGCCUUACAGAGGGAUAUUUUCACUCCAAAUGAUGAACGUUUACUAAGUAUUGUUAAUGUUUGCAAAGCAGGAAAAAAGAAGAGAAACUGCUUUUUGUGUGCCACAGUGACAACCGAACGCCCGGUGCAGGUAAACGUGGUAAAGGUGAAAAAAUCUGACAAAGGAGAUUUCUACAAGAGGCAGACUGCGUGGGUCCUUCGAGAUCUUGCUGUCGUUGAUGCCAAGGAUGCCAUCAAAGAAAACCCCGAGUUUGACCUGCAUUUUGAGAAAGUGUACAAAUGGGUUGCUAGCAGUAUAGCAGAAAAGAACACUUUCAUUUCAUGCAUUUGGAAACUCAAUCAGCGGUAUAUUAGAAAGAAGAUCGACUUCAUAAAUGUUAGUUCUCAGCUUCUAGAAGAACUACCUAAAGUCGCAGAAGAAUCGGUUCCAAGUGGUGAGAAUCAGAAUGUGGCAGGAGGAGAUGAAGAGGUGGUGGACGAAUACCAAGAGUUAAAUGCAAGAGAAGAGCAGGACAUCGAAAUAAUGAUGGAAGGCUGUGAAUAUGCCAUCUCCAAUGCAGAGGCCUUUGCAGAUAAGUUGUCCAGAGAACUGCAAGUGCUCGAUGGGGCAAACAUCCACUCGAUCAUGGCCUCUGAGAAACAAGUGAACAUCUUGAUGAAGCUGCUGGAUGAGGCACUGAGAGAGGUGGACCAAAUUGAAGUGAAGCUGAGCAGUUACGAGGAAAUGCUGCAGAGCGUGAAAGAACAAAUGGACCAGAUUUCGGAAAGCAACCAUCUAAUUCAUCUUAGCAACACUAACAACCUGAAAUUACUUUCAGAGAUAGAGUUCCUUGUUAACCAUAUGGAUUUGGCAAAAGGUCACAUCAAGGCCCUCCAGGAAGGAGACCUCUCAUCCUCCCGGGGCAUUGAGGCCUGCACUAAUGCGGCAGAUGCACUCUUACAGUGUAUGAGUGUAACUCUUCAGCCAGGGCAUGAGAUGCUCCAUGCUGUGAAGCAGCAGCAGCAGCGGUUUAGCGAUUUGCGAGAGCAGUUUGCGCGGAGACUGGCCAGCCAUCUCAACAACGUAUUUGUUCAGCAGUUUAUAGAGCUGGAGAAGGGUCUCAUUAACAGGUCCUACUAUCUUUCAGUUCCUGGCCAUGACCAAAGUUCCACUCUUGCUCAGCACUCCAUUGAGUUGACCCUACCGAACCAUCAUCCCUUUCACAGAGACUUGUUGCGCUAUGCCAAACUUAUGGAGUGGUUAAAGAACACAGAUUAUGGAAAAUAUGAAGGGCUAACAACGAACUAUAUGGACUACUUAUCACGGUUGUAUGACAGGGAAAUAAAGGAUUUCUUUGAAGUUGCCAAGAUUAAAAUGACUGGGGCAACGAAGGAAGGGAAGAAGUUUGCUACACUGCCUCGAAAAGAAAGUGCUGUCAAACAGGAAACGGAGAGUCUUCAUGGAAGUUCUGGGAAGCUGACAGGUUCCACUUCUAGCCUAAACAAACUCUCAGUUCAGAGUUCAGGAAAUCGCAGGUCUCAGUCCUCCUCUUUGCUGGAUAUGGGGAACAUGUCUGCAUCUGACCUCGAUGUGGCAGAUAGAACAAAGUUUGAUAAGAUUUUUGAACAAGUCCUAAGUGAACUGGAACCCUUGUGUCUGGCAGAACAAGACUUCAUUAGUAAAUUCUUCAAACUUCAACAGCAUCUUAGCAUUCCUGGAACACCCAUGAGUGAUGCAGAGGAGGUCGAUGGAGGAACUUUAUCAAGGGCACACAAUACUGGUGGUCUACAGUCAAUGUCUUCAGAGAAUCACAUGAUCCGGCAGAUGAUGAUAAAAAUAUUUCGCUGCGUUGAGCCAGAACUGAAUAACCUUAUUGCUCUUGGGGACAAAAUUGAUAGCUUUAAUUCCCUUUAUAUGCUGGUGAAAAUGAGUCACCACGUAUGGACAGCCCAAAACGUGGAUCCAACGUCCUUCCUCAGCACAACACUUGGAAAUGUUUUAGUGACCGUCAAAAGGAACUUUGACAAGUGCAUUAGUAACCAAAUCAAACAGAUGGAAGAUGUAAAGAUAUCCAAGAAGAGUAAAGUUGGAAUUCUCCCAUUUGUUGCUGAAUUUGAAGAGUUUGCAGCCUUAGCUGAAUCUAUUUUCAGAAAUGCUGAACGCAGAGGAGACCUAGAUAAAGCCUACCUAAAACUUAUUAGGGGAGUUUUCACUAAUGUGGAGAAAGUAGCAAAUGAAAGCCAAAAGACACCGCGGGAUGUGGUCAUGAUGGAGAAUUUUCACCAUAUCUUUGCAACUCUUUCUCGGUUGAAAAUCUCAUGUUUGGAGGCUGAGAAAAAGGAAGCUAAACAAAAAUAUACGGAUCAUCUGCAGUCCUACGUCAUCUACUCUUUGGGACAGCCACUUGAGAAAUUAAAUCACUUCUUUGAGGGCGUUGAAGCUCGUGUGGCGCAAGGUGUGAGAGAAGAGGAAGUGAGCUACCAGCUGGCGUUCAAUAAACAGGAGCUAAGAAAAGUUAUAAAGGAGUAUCCCGGCAAGGAAGUGAAAAAGGGGUUGGACAACCUUUAUAAGAAGGUGGAUAAACACUUGUGUGAAGAGGAAAACCUACUCCAGGUGGUGUGGCAUUCUAUGCAAGAUGAGUUCAUACGCCAGUACAAGCAUUUUGAGGGGUUAAUAGCACGCUGUUAUCCUGGAUCUGGAAUUACUAUGGAGUUCACUAUCCAAGACAUUUUAGACUACUUCUCCAGCAUUGCACAGUCUCACUAAUAUCUGCCAAUGGUUAAAGCAAGAUAAACUAAUGAAUUUGCUGGGAAGAGACUUUUAGCACUGAAGACUUGUUACUUUGUGAGAUGGAAUUUUGAGGAAUGUCCUUAAUUAUCUUUAUGCCCAUCAAUUGAUGGCCUGAGGAGAAAUGUUGCUUGCUUACUUGAUAGAAACAAUGUUAAAGCAUACUUUUUCACAUGUAACACAGUCUGGCUUGUUUUAUUUUCCAUGUUGAUAUAUUAGCCUUGUAUAAUUUAUAGUGCAUUAGAUACUAAACCUUUUGGCUUUCCUGUAGCUUCCAGUAAUUAUGUUAAAGUAUUAAAAUUAUUGUACAAGGCUGAA
This is a messenger RNA of Lacerta agilis (Sand lizard), 3218 nucleotides long. RefSeq names its product exocyst complex component 1 (gene EXOC1). Bases 117 to 2879 code for a protein of 920 amino acids. The record is from RefSeq and is a predicted model, not a curated record. Gene Ontology annotation, molecular function: phosphatidylinositol-4,5-bisphosphate binding. NCBI's taxonomy places the organism in Eukaryota, Metazoa, Chordata, Lepidosauria, Squamata, Lacertidae. Gene Ontology annotation, cellular component: exocyst; plasma membrane. Gene Ontology annotation, biological process: Golgi to plasma membrane transport; exocytosis. The transcript is spliced from 21 exons.